Molecule: messenger RNA, 972 nt
Organism: Eimeria tenella
Lineage: Eukaryota; Apicomplexa; Conoidasida; Eucoccidiorida; Eimeriidae
Product: ATP-dependent DNA helicase II, 70 kDa subunit, putative
Exons: 5
Coding region: 1-972 (323 amino acids)
Source: RefSeq, a predicted model, not a curated record
AUGGGGACCUUUUCCCCCUUGGCUUGUUUUGGCUUUGAGGGCCAACGCGAAGAAAUUUUUGGCUUCGACUCCGAGGGAGAAGAUGGAUUAGAAGAGGGCCUUGGCUUUGCAGAGGACCACCUAGGGCCCCUAGGGGGGCCCCUCGAGGGGGGCCCCCCAGAGGGGGGCCCCACUGGGGGGGGCCCCCGUGUUGGGGGCCCCUUAAGACAAAUAUAUAUUUGGGUUGUUGAUGCUGAAAAGUCCCUUUUAUUUCAAGAAGCAAACCCUAAUGUAGAGGGGCCCCCGGGGGGCCCCCCUGAGUGCAGCAGCGAGGAGGAGAGCUCUUGCUUCUGGAGGGAGUUGAUGCGGGCUGCUGCAUCUUUCGUCCGCUCGCACUUGUGCAGCAGCGACUCGGUGUGGUUCGGCCUGGUGCUAUUCAACGCCUGCAGCAGCAGCAGCAGCAGCAGCAGCAGCAGCAGCAGCAGCGCGGGGCCGCUGCUGACCCCCGGCGUGUGUGUGGCAGUGGGCCUUCAAGAAAUAAAUAUUAAAACAAUUCAGCAGCUCAGAAAGUUGGCGGAUUUAAAACCCUCGGAGUUCGCGGAAGUGUUUGCGCAGCCCCCAGAAAGGCCUGCCUUUUCAGACUUGUGGUGGUCUUUGAGCUCUCUGCUGUCAAGCACUCAGCAGCAAAAGAAGCGGCAGCAGCAGCAGCAGCGGGUUUACCUCUUCACAGGCUACCCAGACCCCUGCAGCAGCAGCAGCAGCAACAGCAGCAGCAGCAGCAGCAGCAAAGAGGAAGCGGAGCUAGAGAGAAGUGCAUGCAUUCAGCGAGUUCUUGAUUUAAAGUCGCAGAAGACAGAGUUGCUUCUGUUUCCUCUGGAGCACGAAGAGGGCAGUUUCGACAUGUCUCUCUUUUGGUCCGAUGCCUUGGGAAGCGACGCAAGUGAAGACGCUUGCUAUUUGCUGCUUUCAAACGUGCAGCCCAGCAUUGAGUAA